UUUUAUCGGAAGAUCUGUCAGCCCUGAGAUGGACACCAAUCCAUCCAUUCGCACUGCUGUUUUCGGCAGGUAUAAGUGCUUUAAAUGAAUGUAUGUAACAAGUGGUUGUGGCGCAAUGAUCCAUUACUGUAAACAUGGUGGUCAGCUCGUCUUCCACGGCUGUGUCGGAUAGGGUUGGACCGGGCUAUCUUUUGCGGCACGGCCAGGCUCGUAAAACGUGUAUAUUUCCUAGAUAAACGCUAAUAUCGAAAGAAGUAGCUUUCCAAAUGAUAUCUGCAAUGUCCAUUUGAAUUUGAGAUGAUGUCUUCGGCAAUUAUAAGUUGCAAAAUCACAUCGGGAUUGUUUCAACCCGAGUGUUACAAUCUAGGUGGCACAACUAGAGUAUUAAUGGAAAAAAGGACCAAGACAAUUUUCUCGGAUGCUUUUUUGUUACUGUUAUAACCUAGGUUCCGACUAUUACUCGUAUUCCGUUUUCAUAGAUACAAAAAGUGUCCUGAACCACGACUCAGAUUGCGUGCAUCGCGGAAGAUCAAAUGUAUUUUCCCUCAAUCACCAAUCGACUCCUAUCGCCCCAGUUCAAGUAUAUCUGCGAUACACUUGAGAAAUUACUAUGUUAUAUGACGUCAGUACAGCACAACCACUCUUUUGUGUGCUUGAUGGGAACGGGUGCUUGUGGUGUUAUAUAUGCCAUACCUCAAUUUUGUUUUCUCAACGUCUUCUUUGCCACAAUUGGUACACCGUGACCCCCAAAGAUGCAAGUGCCAAAAGACUAGUUAUAGUGCCGAUCAAAAGCUCUUGAAGAUCAGAUUGCAACGGCCGUGUU
Messenger RNA from Periconia digitata, 823 nucleotides. Lineage: Eukaryota; Fungi; Ascomycota; Dothideomycetes; Pleosporales; Periconiaceae. The record is from the annotation of a GenBank genome assembly.